AUGUCUUCUAAUAACAAAUGGGAUGUCGAAACAACUAUUAAAUUUAUACAAUUAUAUAAACUACAUCAGUGCCUGUGGAACUUUCAAUCUCCGGAAUACAAGAUAAAACAAAAACGGGAUGCAGCAUAUAAGUCCAUAGUUGAGGAAAUGAAUAUCUCUGGAUUUGGUGCGAUAGAAGUUAAAAAUAAAAUAAAAAAUUUAAGAUCGACCUACCAACAAGAAAUUAAAAAAAUUCAAGACUCGAAGAAAUCUGGAGCGGGGCUCAGUAAUGUGUACACUUCUAAUAUUAAGUGGCUGAAAGAGAUGGAAGAGGUCUUUUCAAAGGAUUUAAAGAAAAAAGUUUAUGAAAACAUUAGUCAUUCCGCUAAUGAAGACACUGGUCCUCAGGACAAUAGCCCUGCUACCUCCUCACACUCAAACAACAACCAGGAAGUACCAGCUAUUACAUCUGAUCACCAGCAAGUACCAGUAACUGUAACUACGACUACUGCCUCGGCGACUAUUACCAAUACCAUAAAUACUGCGAGAGGUAAAAAGAGGGCUAGAGAUAUUUUUCAAGCCGUUUCUGAUUUAAAAAAGUUAAAUGAAGAUGUAAAUUCUGAGAAAGAAACUGUAUUUGAUGUUUUUGGAAGGAGUGUUGCAUUGCAACUUAAGAAUUUAUCGACAGAGAAUGCUUUACUAGCACAAAACAGAAUACAGAAUAUACUGACCGAUUAUGGGAUUAAAGAACUUAGACAAAGUACUGCAUACCAUUCUUCUUCGUCUAAUCGCAGCGACCAAAGGCCGUCUUCUGUACAUUCAGACACCACUUAUGCUAGUUCUCAAAAUACAUAUCAUCAUCAAUUUCCUGAAAAUUAUGAUGAGGAUUAUGCAUCGCAAAUAUCGCAAUCAAUCUUAGCUGCAUCUUCUCCAGUACAUAAUGUCAACAGUCUGCCAAAUUCUGUGAGUACCAAUGACAUUUUAGCUAAUGCGAUGUAUGCAGCUUUUCAGACAGACGGAAGACAACAAAUGUAAUUUUCAAAUAAAUAAAUAAAUAAAUAUUGUUAUGUUUUAUUUAUAGCAUGUAAGAAAAAAAUACGUACCUUUAAAUAAUUCUCCAAAUAAGUAAAUAUUGCAUCCAUGACUU
Cydia pomonella (codling moth) is the source of this 1126-nucleotide messenger RNA. RefSeq lists its product as uncharacterized. The coding region runs from base 1 to 1014 and encodes 337 amino acids. The record is from RefSeq and is a predicted model, not a curated record. The transcript is spliced from 2 exons. NCBI's taxonomy places the organism in Eukaryota, Metazoa, Arthropoda, Insecta, Lepidoptera, Tortricidae.